AUGUGGACGAGUCGUAACAAUAGUCUUUGUCCACACGUUUUGUGUCGAGAAUUUGACUUAACAAAACAAAUUAAGAAAAUAAAUAUUUAAGGGAAACCAUUUAGGCCAAGCCAGCUAGUUCGGGUCGCCAUUUUGUGGCUGCUCUCUCGCAAAGAAGCCGAACUCGACCUUCCACUGUGGCCAACAGCAACCUGACGGCAAGGCACGACUCCCCGAGGGGCUGGAGGUAACGAUGUCUCCAGGUGUGUCUGACUCCUUUGCCUUUGCGGAAAGGGAUACCAAACCUUCAGAGCCGAGCUGUAAAGCUGUGCACAUCUGCAGUGACAUCGAGCAGAAACACAUCAAGAUUAUCAUUCGCCGCUUCCAUAUCAACGAUCAACGGGUUUUUUCAUGGGAUCAUCAAUCCGGGACAAAACGUGAUGCAGAUUCGCUAUGCGAGGGAGAAGACAAGUUCACGACGACGCCAAAGAAAAGAAAACCACAAGAUGAGGUGAAGAGCGACGGUGACUCAUGGGUCCCUGAGCUCGGCCUACAAGCCAAAGACCGUACGAUCCUCGUGGAUGGCGAGUGGCUCACAGACAAUCACAUCGUAGCCGGUCAGCGGCUUCUGAGCCGCCAGUUCCCGGCCCUUGAGGGGCUUCAGGAGCCCGUACUCGGCAAUGUCCUCCAGUUCAAACCCAUCGUCUCAGACGGUGUUCAGGUGAUGCAGAACGGCAACAACCACUGGGUCACGCUCUUCAAGACCGGGGAAAAGAUCAUCAAGGUGAUGGACAGCAAAAACAUGGGUCUGACACGACAGCUGACUCACCAGGUGAUCAACCUCUGUGAGGGAGACGACAACACCGGGGCGUGGGAGGUGCGACUACCGAGGAUGCACCGGCAGAGAGGGUCCAGUGACUGCGGGGUAUUCGCCCUGGCGUACGCUACCGAGCUGGCCUUCAAGGGCGACCCGGAGAUUGUGGUGUAUGAGCAGAAAAGGCUGAGACAGCAUCUUAAAGACUGCCUGGAGGCUAUGGAGAUGUCACCGUUCCCUAAGAAGGCCUGCAAGGAGAGAACUCCGAGAGAGAUCGGGAAGAGGACGCAGAUAGUCAAGAAAAUGAUCCCAACCUUCCCGUCCCCCAUUGCAUCGACAGCUGGCUUCGAAAGAUCGCCGUGACGACGUGGCUUAUAAUAUUCGAACCGUCGGUCGCCUCAGAAAACUAUACGGCUUGCUUGCGUUGUUCUUUAGGCCUAGGUGUUAUUCCACUGCCUGCCACUAUCGACUAAUCGAUACAUGAUUUAAUCUGAAGUUAAGUAAAGCGAAAUGGAAUGUUAUCGAAAAAUCGAUCACUUUGAAAAAGGAGAUUACAAGUGUAGAUGAAGAAAGGACGGAUUAAGAAGUUGUAAUCGGUAUAUUGGAAUCGCAUGACUCUGAUGGGUCGUUAUCAUGAGUUGAAAUAAGGACACAAUAACGUUAUUUGUUCCCAACCUAUUUUAGAAAGUUUCAAUUUCUAGUUGGGUCUUAGGUUGGUUUGUUCAACACUAGUGGGCAGAUGUCCUUAAAAGUAGGGCUACAUGUAGUCAAAUGUUUCGAUUUGAAAGUUGUGUUUAAAAUACUGUAGUUGGUUGCUAUGGAAAUUAUGUUGGGUGUGUACAAAGAUGAACUAAUUAAUGUCUCAUAAGAUUUGAUUGGUUCAAACGCUGCAUUGUUUGAUGCAUAGUGCACACUUUCAGAUAAUCCACGUUCCUCUUUCUUGCUUCGAAACCAAACAAUAUGGGGGCCUAUACUAGUAGCUGGUUGAAACAACUUCACAUUUAAAGAAGAAUGGACAUAAUUUUAAAAGCAGUGGACACUAUUGGUGAUUACUCAAAAUAAUUAUUAGCACAUAACCUAACUUGGUAACGAGUA
Messenger RNA from Asterias rubens (European starfish), 1888 nucleotides. RefSeq lists its product as uncharacterized. Bases 233 to 1156 code for a protein of 307 amino acids. The transcript is spliced from 4 exons. NCBI's taxonomy places the organism in Eukaryota, Metazoa, Echinodermata, Asteroidea, Forcipulatida, Asteriidae. The record is from RefSeq and is a predicted model, not a curated record.